Molecule: messenger RNA, 963 nt
Organism: Macadamia integrifolia
Lineage: Eukaryota; Viridiplantae; Streptophyta; Magnoliopsida; Proteales; Proteaceae
Product: zinc finger BED domain-containing protein RICESLEEPER 2-like
Exons: 4
Coding region: 62-661 (199 amino acids)
Molecular function (GO): protein dimerization activity
Source: RefSeq, a predicted model, not a curated record
UUACAAGCUAAUCUUUGUUAGGUAUGCUUUUGAUAAGAUAUACAGUUUGGAUUCAACAGCAAUGGAAAAGUUUAAUCUUGUGAAAUCGACCUUAGCACGACUCUUUGAAGAGUACCGGUGCAUGGAGAUAACUGAGGAAGAGAGGGGAUUUCAAUCACAUGCUAUUGAGGACAAUACAGUUGGAGAUGUUUUAGAUUGGGAGGAGCUAUCUAUGUAUGAGAGUUCUACUACUACUGUAAUACAAGAUAAAUCCGAAUUAGAUUUAUAUCUAGAAGAGCCAAGGAUUAAAGAUCCGACCAAGCAUUAUGAUGUAUUGGCCUUUUGGAAGUCACAAGGAUCAAAGUAUCGUGAUCUUUCUCGGAUGGCACGGGAUGUGUUGGCUAUUCCGGUAUCAACUGUUGCUUCUGAAUCAGCUUUUAGUGCUGGAGGUAGAGUUAUUGACAAAUACAGAAGUAAGCUAUUGCCUACAAAUGCUGAAGCGUUGAUUUGCCUUCGAGAUUGGAUGUUCGGAGUAGACUUUAGAGCUGAACCGGUUGAUGAUGCCAGUGAUUUGGCUAAUGCUUUGGGGAAUGUGUUGUCUUUGGAUGUGAGUGGUGAUACUAAUAUUACAGUAGAACCUACACAAAGAUCUUCUAAUGCCUCUACUGCAGCUAAUGUUUAGUCUGUUAGGUGAAAUUCCAUGGGUGGGAUUGAUGUUGAAGCACUCCAGAUUGGACGAAAUCAGGAUAAUUUUGAGUCAUGUAACUAAAUAUUUAACUUUGGGGAUGUUUGGAUACGAAUUUAAGAUUUUUUGUGAUAUUUCUAAAUAUGUUAAUUGUGGGAUGUUUGGAUAAGAAUUUGGGACUUUUUAUUAUUCUAAAUAUUUUAAUUAUGAGAUACUUGGACAAGGAUUUAGUACUUUUUAUGAUUCUAAAUAUUUUAAUUGUGGGAUGCUUGGACAGGAUAAGGAUUUAGGAUUUUUUA